This is a messenger RNA of Papilio xuthus (Asian swallowtail), 590 nucleotides long. RefSeq lists its product as uncharacterized. Bases 74 to 583 code for a protein of 169 amino acids. Lineage: Eukaryota; Metazoa; Arthropoda; Insecta; Lepidoptera; Papilionidae. Gene Ontology annotation, molecular function: nucleic acid binding. The transcript has a single exon. Gene Ontology annotation, biological process: tRNA splicing, via endonucleolytic cleavage and ligation. The record is from RefSeq and is a predicted model, not a curated record.
UGACAUUUGUUUUUGUUAUUGUUGACGAAAUUGAAGCCGUUGAACGUAUAAAAUUAAAGUAGAUUUAUAAAUAAUGGAAGUAGAAGCUAAAAUAAAAGAAGACAUGAGAAAGCUCGGCUGUCAUUCGGAGAAGAAAGUUACACUAGCGUUUCAGUUAUACAUCUACUUGCUCGAUGAAAAAUUAAUGUAUGAUACAGAAUAUUGUUAUAACAAAGAUGUAGACACACUAUACAUUGUAGCAAGGCCAAAUAAAAACGAGAAGAUGAAUAUAUACGUUCCUAUACCUACAAAUUUCGACAUAAGCAUUGAUUAUAUUAAUAAAAUGCAAGAGAAUUUAUGUACAGUUGAAACUGGUCCUACAAUUAACCUAGCAUUUAUAGAAGAAGAUUUUACAAUAGUUCUGUAUACAUUUACCAAAGGUUUAGUUGAGCGGCCGUCACUGGACAGAUCAACGCAACUAAAAUGUAAAGAAGAGAAGCGCAGGUUCAUAAACAGUGAGAUUCAUAAAAAGAAAAUGGACAUUUUAAAUGAUGCUGUGAACGGUGGAUUUGUUGAUGAUGAUGAUUGUGAAAUAAUAGAAUAAAUAAAAG